CUUUAAGAACACGUCAAGAUAAGUUGACAAGUUGUAGAUCGACAGAUGGAAGUAGUUUUAGCCAUAUGGGUUUGAAAGCUUUUGUGUUUAGUUCGAAUCCAACAUGGCUCUAAGCAAAACUGUUUUGAAAUCUCGCCUGGAAGAAGCCGUCUCAUCGUCAAAUGUAAGUGCUGAUAUAGAAUAGUUAUUCCUUAGCUUUUAUAUUAUGUAUUGUCGUUUGGCUAUUUUGAAUAUUAUGUAUAUGUAUUCACUGUUUAGUCGUAUUUAUUUGUACAGAGCAAAUGUAGUUGCAGAGUUAAAAAUGCUUACAAAAUUUAGAUUAAACAUUAUUUGGUAUUAUAGAAAGCUAUCUGUUUAAUUUGUUUAUUGUCAGUUGUAAUAUAGGAACUAGAGGACUUCUCGUAUUAUAGAAAGAAGCUGUUCAGAAGUGUGUAUUUAUAUAGACAUAAAGUCAUAGUAGACAGGGCAUUUCAGCUGUCUGCUUAUCACUACACGAGUAUCAUGCUUAAUUUUAUUGUGGUAUUUGAAUAGAAUGUUAAUUUUAUGGCUGGUGAUUUAUCUGUAUGAAUGCUCAUUACAUUAACCUUUAUCUCGAACUAUUUAAGAAGUAUAGGUUCUUGUAUUUUCGCCUUCUUCGUUUUGCUUGUCAUGUUUUUUUUGAGAAAGCAUAAUAUGAGUGGGCCGUGUAGCAAUUAUACGUUUGAAAGUUCGGCUUAAUUUCGUUCUAAUUUUAUUUUGCAUGCUAUAUGUUUUUCAAAACACAAACCGUUUAACGCCUGCUGUGACACAAAAAACGUCUAGAACAGUAUUAGCAAACCUCUUUUAAACUGAUAUCUGAUUUUUCAAACGCGCUUUCAAGCAAAAUUUGCUUCGAAAACCAAAACCGUUAAUGGCAGGUGGUAAUAAUAUUAUAAUUCACGCAUUUACAAGCCAACGGCAAUUAAAAUGUUCGUCUUUUUGUUAAGUGAAUGUCCUAACUGACGAACCUUAGGCUUAACACAAAACAUUGUUAAGGCCGGAAUUAUAACGAGUUUUUACGGUUUUUGAUCGAUGUUAGUAAUUUGUAUAACAAUACGAAGAUUGCUUUAUUUGAUUUUAAAAUGAGUUACAUGGUUCUGUUUUGUGAAUAUAUUUUUGAAUAUGGAGUCAUAGCAAAUAUAAACAUUGUAUUGAUUAUAAUUUUAGCGCGUGUAUCCGAUGCGAUAAAGAGGAAACCUAAACUGAACUAACUUUAUUUUGUAUAUUGGAUAGCCUAUAAGUAAGGGCCAACUAUUAUCCAGUAAGGACCAACUAUUGUCUGUCCACCAAAGCUGAAGUAACGUUGUUUAUACUGCCUACUGGAUAGUUCUAUAUCAUAGUUCAAAAUUAGUAAGGGCCAUCUCGUGUAUAGUGGAUAACUUCAUAAGUUUUAAACUGUUCCUACAGGUCCAAUAACACUGGAGAAAAAUUGUGAAAUCCAUACUAUGUCUACGUCUAUGAAAUUUGCAAUUGCAUCACAGUAUAUCCAUAUUAUUUCCAUACUAUAUCCCACAGUAUGGAAAUUGCAAUUAGUAUGGAAAUUGGAUUUCCAAACUAUUUUCAACGAGGAUCCUUACUAUUUCUAUAGCAAGGAUUUUGAAAAAAAUUUCCAGUGUAAGGGUUAUUUUAUAUUGAUCCAGUGUUAUUACAAGAGGAAACCUAAACUAAACCAACUUAAUUUAUACUGGAUAGCUUUAUCAGUUUUAAACUGUUCUUCCUGGAGGUUCAGUAAGGAUCGUCUCUUUUGGUACAGUGACCAGUGUUACUACUGGAUCAAUGUGGAGUACCCAAAGAAAUCUUGUUCUGGUAUUUGGUGAGGUCAUACUUGGUUAUACUCAAUUGACUCUAUGUAUAUAUGCGUGCAUGCUCACCGUUGCUUGGAAAAAGUUGUCAAAACACUUGACCAGAAAAGUACACUUGUCAAAUGCGUUCCAUGGGUCACGUAAUUUUACUCAAAAGGCACUUGGAACCUUGGUAUAUGCGGUUUGCUUGGGCCUUGACCUUACAGCUUACUCUCGUAUUCUAUGCAGCUGCAGUUGAAGACAGUUUUAUUUUAUCUUCCCUAUCUUUGUGUGUAAGAAACUCCUCAGAUUUUCUACAGCUACUCAUGUUUCCUCCUGUAGAAACACCUGAGAAACACUACACUGACAAGAAUUAUUCAUGCUGGACCUCUACUCCCAGGGAGAACGGUUUAGAAUUGAUAGAGUUAGACUCGUUAGUAAGACUCGACCAGUAUCAGGAAUGGGGCAUUACUGCACCUUAGGCAGAACGGAUUUGGAAACUGAUAGAGCUAUGCUGUAUAAAUAAAAUUAGUACAGGUUCAUUCCUAUAGAAACACUGGACGAAUAGAUGACACUUACUGGGCUCUAAGUUUAAGAACUGAUAGAUAAUAUCCAGUAUAGUUUAGGUUUGGUAUUGAUUGAGUUUAGGUUUCCUUCUGUUAUCAUGCUAAAUUAAUAAGAUAUUACCCUUACAGUGGAAAUUAAUCCUAACCCUUUCCCUAAUCCAAACCCUAAUCCUAACCCUAAAAGUCUAAAAAUACUAAUUCCCCCUAAAACGUGACUCAUAUGAUCCAGUACUAGACUUUUGUAAUUUUGUACUCUUUUGUAUAUUUUAAACUUAAUCCUAACCCUUACUCUAAUCUUAAUUCUAACCCUUUCCCUAAUCCAAACCCUAAUCCUAACCCUAAAAGUCUAAAAAUAGUAAUUCCUCCUAAAACGUGACUCGUAUGAUCCAGUAUACUCAGUAUAACCUAAACCAUAUUUUUUCCAUUCCAGCUUGGCUCGAAGAUUUGGUGUGGGCAAACAUACAAUGAUGUAUUUACGGGAGAAACCCUCAUCAAUACUCUUGUUGCUGACUCGACAAUUUUCCCCUCCCGAAACUCGGCAGUCGAGUACGCGCAAAGCUUGCUGGAUACAAAAAUGAUCACUUGUAUCACGAAACGACGAAAGUUCGACGACACCGACCGAUUGUAUUGCAUUAAUCGGAAAGAAUUGGAGAAUGCUGUUGGCGAUGAUUCGACGAACAUCGUGCGGACAACUCCGAAAGGGAAGACCGAUAACUCCCCAAAUUUGAAAACAGCACAAGUUAAGAAGGAGCCUUUGGGCAAGCCCAAUAGUCAAGAGGUUAGAUACAUUAACUCGUUUUAAACUAUUAUUAGAUAAAAUAUAUGAACAAGGUCAAGCAAAAUAUAAUAGUUUGAAGGCGAGACCUUGAUUGAAUUUUGGAUAGCAAAUUGCAGAAUUUAAUCCAAAUUUAAUUGAUCAAAUUUAAUUGAUCCAAAUUUAACUGGAAGUAGAUGUCGAACGUCAUCAGUCAUUAGAGAGGUUAAGAUACCCCGGUUUCGGUGUAUGUGUACGGGUAGCAUGAUUUUGGUUAGCAAUAUUUUCGUCGAUGUCUGUACCUUUACUCGUAAUUAAAGUGCACAUUUUUCGCAUUAUAUCAUUGUCUAUUGCAAGAAAACAGAAAAAGUAUGAUCGAAUUACAGACAUCAGUAAAACAACUACUCGUACCCGUACACCGAAACCGGGGUAUCUUAACCUCUCUAUUAAAGCCUGGUUCACACUGGCAAUUUUGUCGGCGAUUUUGUGUUUCUGAUGGAUGUAAAUGAGUGAACUCUCACACCAAAGUAUAGAGUGGCUUUUCAGAAGUAAAUAAUUCUAUGUCUUUUGCAUGUCAUUCAUUCGAUCACAUUUGUCACGAGGAGAAAUCGCCGACAGAAUUGCUAAUGUGAAGUUGUGAACCAGGUUUAAACCGGUUUAAACCAUAACUUUAUACUGGAUAACUCUAUCAAUUCUAAACUGUUGUCCUUAGAGGUCCAGUAACGGUCAUCCCUGAUUAAUCCAAUGUUACUUCAGGAGGAAACCUAAAUCAAACUAACUUUAUUUAUUCUGGUUAGCUCUACCAGUUCUAAACUGUUGUUCGUAGUCCAGUAGGGUUCGUUCCUUGUUGUCAGCGACCGUUUGAGAUUUUAUGAUCGAGUAUUAUUUUGUUUUUAUAGUUGACAAAGUUGACUAUAUCUUUGCAGAUAUACAUAGCAUUUUAUGUAUUCAUUUAAAUGAAGGAGAAAUAGCUGCUAAGUGGAAAUUAAUCACUUAAUUCGUUCCAUGUUUAAUAGUUCAUUAAUAAAUCAUACUUGUGUCUCACUAUCAUAUUCACUGUCAUACUAAAAUGAAAAAUAGUUUUAUAUUUAGUAAUUCAAGUAGGAAAACUUUUUAAUCCUAGUUCAUAUAGUUGUUGGAUGUUGCAUGUAAAAUUAGUUUAUCACUAUUUUAAUCACUUUUAAUUUUUAUAUCAUGUAAAUUUAUAUAUACAAUUUAGCCAUUUUGGCUGCAAUGAUAUAUCUAAAUAAAUUAUCUAUCUAUUUAUACAGAAUAUAAAUGGCAUGAACUCACAUCAACAGAGUAACCACGUGACACCUACCUCGAAAACCACCGACAGCAACGGUCUGCGUUCUACGAAUCUUCAAAGAUUAUUAGAAAAAGAUGCUGUACAGGCAAAUCGUAGAAGUUCAUCACCUAAUAAAACAACACCGUCGUCAGCAAAGGGGAAUUUUGUCGGUGUGUUGAAGGAUAAACGGUCCGAAUCCCCUAACGAGAGGAGAUUGACAGCAAAUAAAAUUGAGGUUGUCUUAAGUCAACAAGAAUUUGAAAAGCAGCCACAACAAAGUAGUUCGGUGAUCCUGAUAGAGAAACCAAGUCUGCCGCCUACUGAAACUGACGGCCCGAAAACUGCAAAGAAUCUAAAAGCAUCUCCAAGUCCAAAAACACCCGACGUUGCAAAGUCGGACAUCGAAAGUAAAAAAUCUGAAGACAAGCAAAAAGUUAAGAAAUCGCUUUCGCCUUCUUUGACCGCCCUCAUCGAGAAAGACACUAAGAACAGUCAAAGAGAAAAGAAAAACGUUGAAGUGAAUGGAACUAGUUCUCCUAAGACAAACGAGAACGGCCCUUCGAAGAGUGGUGAGCUGUCAAGUAGCUGGGAAGCUUUUGAAAUGAAAUUACAAAGUAAAGUUAAAAAGAGUGCCGAAAAGCCGGGACGUGGGAGUCCCGACACGCGUGGGAGUCUCGACACGCGUGGAAGCAUCUCAAAGAAUAUGCAGAUAGUUAUCGAGGACUCCACAAACGCUGGAAAAGAGCUUGAGAAAACUGUUGGAACGGUUUCAGCCGAGACUCGGGAUUCCGAAGACUGGAAAGCUGUUUCGCCUGAAAAGAUUGAUACUGGGAUGUCCUCUGUGCCUGUUGGUCGACGUUUGUCCCGAGAAAACGAAGGAAAAGCGGGAAAAACCUCGAAUGAAGACUCGCCAGUUAGGUUGUCUGUAAAUGGUGACCAAAUAAUCAUUCCUUCUGUACGAUCUAAAAAAAAUUCAUUUCUGACAGGCGAAGAGAACAGUGACUCUAAUGGCGGGAAAACUACUAGUGGACGAGAGCGAGGACCUUCGUUAAGCUUCAACGACGAUCCUAAAACUGUUAUUAUUGAAGAUACCAUAAAACAAUCAAAUGGGAUAAAAACUGGCCAUAAAAUCUCUGAAAAGCGCGAAAGAGUCCCCUCGUUCCACUUGACUGAAGAUACGGUAAUUAUUGAAAAUGACAUUGGCCCGAAUAAUUUGUGUGCAGAGACUGCCGUGUCCAGAACUCCGUCGCAAAGUUCAACAAAUUCUCGUGUUUCAACUUGCAGCGAAAGGAAGGGUUUGAGUCGAGAAGUGAGUUCGGAAAGUGCCGAGUCCAAACCGAGGACUGCCUCUUUUGGAAAACCUGGGAUAGAGCGUGGUUUAACGGGCAGCAAAAUUGAGACGAGCGGGCGAAAUGGAGACACGCGUGGGUUGAAUGGUGUAACGCGUGGGGUAAUGGCAAUCGGGAAACAAAAGUCCAUUGAGAUAGAAAUUCCGGGAAGUGACAAACAGUUGAACUCGAAAGACGAGAAUCUUGUCAACACGAAUGGGCGAGCAAUGCCCAGGAGUUUGGCAGACCUUUUAGCACGGGACGAAACCUUACCACCGGAGAGCCAGAGCCGAGUGGUUUCGGAGCAGAGUUCUGCAGACAACACGAAUUUUUACAAGGAUAAACUUAAAGAGCUGAAGAAAACCACCCCGUAUUAUGCGAGUGGACCAAUCAAAAUUGGCGACCGAGGAAAUGGCUCAGCCAAUCAGGGCAAGGCUGGUACUACUAGCCCAGCCUAUCAGGGGAAAGUUAGUAACACUGGUCCUGAUUUGCAAAAUGGACUAGAUACUGUUUCAGAUAAAACAAAAGUAUCGGAAUCGAACAGUACUGACGUUAAUAAUAACUCGGAAGUUAAGGAGAAUUUGGCUUCAAAUACCAAAGUGUUCAAAUCAAACAGCGUGGAAUCAACUUCGUCUCAAAAGAGUGAGUUCACUGUAGCUGAUGGUAAACAAGAAUAUUCAGGAAAAGUUAUGCGUAUUCCGUCUGGAGGGACAGCUAUAGGUAAGCUACGGUUGUAUUUUAUUUUAUGUUCUUUUUAAAGGUGUAGUAAGGGCCAUUUCUUAAAAUAAUGCCCCCUCAGUGCUACUAACUUCCCGAGAAGGGCCUUCGCUCGAAGCGGUCGAAGUUAGCCUAGACCUAGGCCUUUACUCGGCUGACUUUGGCAGGUUUGGUCAACUUCGGGCUAGCAUUUGGUAACUAUCGCCAUAUUUGGUAUUCGCUCUCGCCCUUCCUCUGCCCCGCCCCCAAAUUGCCUAGGUCCCACUCUUCUCAUGUGAAAAAGCGCUGAAUAUUAAAAAAAUAAAAUAGAAGGCCUAGGUCUAGGCUGGAAGUUCUUGUACUUUUCAGGUAGUUGCAUUACUAUCAACCCGAAGCUUUCUUUUGGUAUAUUUUUAGAUAUAGAUACUUAUCAUACGGUGUACAGGGCUUGAAGUAACGUUCCCAAAGUUCCCGAUCAUGGUGAUCGGCAGUCAUGAUUUUCCCUGCUUUUUCAGGUUGGAAACCCUGCUUUUCCGCCGAUCGAUUAUUUCAAGCCCUGGGUGUGAAGGGUAUAUCUACCACAACCUGAAAAAUAAACAUGACUUAUCAUAUCUUUCAAUUAUUAUCUGUAACUAAAUUAAAGUUUUGAGGAUUCUAAAUUAAAGUUUUGAAGAAUCUAAAUUAAAGUUUUGAAGAUUUAAGUAAUUUUCUUUUUAGGACACAAGCCUUGUACAGACCAGAACAAAACUCACCAUGAAAAGCCCUCUCCAACUUACGUGAUGCCACGUUUAAACCUCGGCUCUCACCACUCUCCGCUGUCCCAAGGUUCACCCACCACUGUCGCAUCCAGUCCCCUGGUGAAUGGCGAGAGCUCUCCGUCGGAAGAACUCGAGAGACGCUUGGCUGAAUUCGAGAUACACAAGCGAAGCUACGAGAACAAGAUCACUGAACUUCAGUUACAAGUUGAUUACCUCCGCAGACAAAAGAACGGUCAACUCGACGAGAUUGAUAGUACAAUGUCAAUUUCAGACGUGACGUCAUUAUAUUCGCCUUACUCCACCCCCGUCGUCUCCCCUGGGAAUUCGACGGUGACAUCACCUUCCCCCACACCCCAAGCUACACCCCGCGAUUCAAUGGUUUUAGGGAAUAAUGUUCUCUCCCCCAUGUCCCCUACCCCACCUCCACCCCCGGCUCUUCCCUUUAUUCCCGCACCGCCAUUGGUUCCUGAAAAACACGUGAAACCCAACAAGCCGGUCGUGAACCCCAAGACCGAAAUGAAACCGCUGUUUUGGAACAGGAUUAUCGCUUCGAAUGGUAUGAGAAAGUUGCAUGUAUAAGAACCAUACAUGGCUAGGAAACAAUGUAUUCUGGUUUGCCUACUACAUGGCUAGGAAGUUUGCCAACCUUUGAGAAACAUGGCUGGGAAACAAUAUUUUCUUGAUUGCCCACCUUCAGGAAGCAUGGCUAGGAAACAAUGUUUCCUGGUUUUCCAAUCUUAGGGAAACAUGGCUGGGGAAACAUGGCUACAAAACAAUGGGGAACAUGGCUAGGAAACCUUGUUCCCCUGUUUGCCCACCUUCAGGAAACAUGGCUAAGAAACAAUGUUUCCAGAUUUGUUUUUCGCCUUUGGGAAACAUGGCUAGAGUUGAAAAUGUGCAUUGUGUGGCAAUAGGCCAUCAACACCCAUUGGCUGGUUAGUUUUAAUUCUGACACUUAGAGAAACAAGAAGAAAUUGUUCAACGACAUUUGACUUUUUUGAAUUUUUUAUAUUUUUGUUCUCGUAGACUCGAUGCCCAAAGACAAAGGCAAAUGUGUUUGGAAAACCAUAAAAGAACCAGCCAUCGACACGAAUGAAUUUGAAAAGUAAAUUUACUUGCUAAUCGUUUGUUUUCAAGAAACCGAAUUUAUAUCGUAAACUAUAACCUUGUUUUGUCUGUUUGUAGGCUUUUUAGCAAGAAGGCCCCUCACCGUAAACUGAAUAGAACGAAAUCUCUCCGUGAUGAUAAACACUUUGCACACAUCAAUGGCAAGAAGGUGAAUUAUCUGAUGUACCUGUAUAUUGACUAGGGGCUUCGGUGGCGCAAUCGUCUGAGCAAGCGUAGCCCCCCCCCUUGUUAGGAGCUCAGGGGGCUGAGCCCCCCCUUGUUAAAAAUGUCAUGCCGAUUUUUUUUUUUGGGGGGGGGGUUGAUCUCCCAAUUUUUCCAGAUUGUAUAUUCGUAACCUGGAAAGUUCUUUGCAAUUGUAGUGUUGAAAUGAUGCGGUAAUGAUGUUAGCAAUCUGUAUUUGAUUACUAUAAUCAUACUAAUAGGUCAUGUAUGAAAUUGCUUCGGUAUAUCGGAAUCUUAUUUUUGAAGUUAAAUCCUUUCUUCAAAAACUUCUAAUUGAAGAAUUACUAGAACCAAAAAUAAAUACUGGAACUUUCCAUGUUUAUCAUGUUGCUCCCUCCACGCCUUGUCACCCUCAGAUCUUGUCACCCCCUCUCCCCCCUUCUCCCCCUCCCCUCCCCUCCCCCUCCCCUCUCUCCCUCCCCCUUUAAGAGUUUCCUUUGUUAUCAUUUCAGUUCCAUACCACUGCGUGCCUUGUGUUAUCAACAUCCCUCACAACCCAAUACAGACACAUAACAAUAUAAGACUUCACUUCUAGUUGUAUUAUACAUCGCCCAGCGCUGUCUGUGAAGAAUAGUUCCUUUAUUGUUACUGGAAUCGCAAAGCUAAGUUUUAGGAAAGACUUUUCUGGGAUUCAUGUUGCACUUUUAACCGUUCUUUUUCCAGGUUGCGAAAUUACUGGACACCAACCGAUCUCGAGCGAUCGGCAUUAAAAUGAGCAGUCUAAACUGUCAGUUGGAAGAUAUCAGAAAUGCCGUUUACAAUAUGGACACUUCUGUCGUCGAUAUGGAAAGGUAUGUAAUAAUCGAAACAAAACAAUAGAAAGAGACUGGAUCUGGACGCGCCUUCUUACUCCAGAUAAAUAUAUAUGGAGCACACUACCUUUUUUGAAGAAUCGUAUUGUGGUGGGGAAAGGAAUAUGCUGUUGUAAUUAUUGUACAUUGUAGUUUUGAGGCCCGUUUACCCUUGCAAUUCUUACUGCGAUUUUAGUUGCGAUUUUCCUCUCCUGAUGUAUGUGAACGAGUGGAUGAGUUAUGAAUGUUCAGAUGAGGGAACAUCAGAGAGGGUACAUAUACUUCUUCAUAACUUAUUUACUCGUUCACAUCCAUCAGAAGAAGAAAAUCGCACUAGAAAUCGCAGCAAAAAUGGACCAUUCCCCCAAUUAACCAAAAUUUUGAACUCAACAACUCCACACAAAAUACCAUCACAGGUUGAAAGAGCAUCACAAAAUUAGUAAUAUUCCAAAGUUUCGUUGCGAAAUGUUGUAAAAUGCGGAUAAAAUAGCCUUGCGCAAUUUGCAAUUUUCAGUCAUUUUAGAUUACAAAUGGGAAAUGGUUACCACUUUUCCAAAAUUUUGAUCUUAGGGACCGCUCAUUAUUUAUUGUACAGGGGGGGACUGAGGAGAAACUCUACAGUUAUAAUAUUUUUUCGUUGCCCCCCUCUUAAGACAAGUAAAAUUUUCAAAGCCCCCCCCCCAACAAGCAAAACAAGAACAUAAGUUUUGCCCCCCCCCCUCUAGCUCUUUAUCUUUAUUUAGAGAAACAAAAACUCUAGCUGUUUAUUUUAGAGAAAGAAAAAUAGGUAAUGGGGACCAAUAGACAUUCCCAUUAUAGACUAAUUUUUUAUCUUAGCAAAAAAAGUAUAUUCCCAGGAAGGGCAUACUAAAAUUAGUAAAAUUCCAAAGUUUGGUUGCAAAAUGUUGUAAAAUAUGUAGAAAAUAUAGCCUUCCAAAGUUUGCAAAUUUUGUAUUCUUUUGUAUAAUUGCAAUUUUCGCAUGCAAUACAAAAGUGUACAAAAUUUGCAAACUUUGCAAAGCUAUAUUUUCCGUAUUUUGCAACAAUUCGCAACCAAAUUUUGCAAUAAUUUACUUAUUUUAGUAUGCUCUUUCUAGCUGUGGUGAUUUAUUUGCAUCAAGGCCGGAUUUUGAGGGAAGUGUGGAGAGGUGCGCACCUCCCCAGAGAUCGUUUUGCACCUCCCCUGAGAAUUUUUCCACCUCUCUUGAAAGGUCAUGCACUUCCCCUUGGGAAAGUUUCAGUGAUGGAACAAAGUGAAAAUGUGAUGGUUGCUUAGGAUCUACACUUUGUGACGUAAGAAAGUUUUCUCUGUAAAAUUGAAACAGUGAUAGCCAUAUCAUGCACCCUUUUAAUGCAAUGUUUUGAAAGAAACAGUGUAGCAUCUCUUUACCUAGUUCUAAAAUUAGUCUAUAAUGGGAAUUGUCUAAUUACAUGAACACGAGAGACUUUUUAUUUGACUUCCAUUUAUGAAUAUUAAAGUCCAUAAAUAUUGUUAUUUGUUGUUAAGUUGUUUUGUGAUACAUUUUUAAAACUACUAAUGUUUUUUCAAACUGGUAAAUAUUUUCAAAGCCCCCCUUCUUUCGUCUCUCUGUAUUUUUUCAAAGCCCCCCCUUUCAGGUUUUGAAAAAUUUAAAGGCCCCCCCAGUUUCUCCUCAAUCCCCCCCUGUACAAUAAAUAAUGAGCGGUCCCUUAACUAGCCUAAACAAAAAUUUCAUCACAGCUUGAAAGAGCAUCACACAAUUAGUAAUAUUCCAAAGUUUCGUUGCAAAAUGUUGUAAAAUGCGGAUAAUAUAGCCUUGCGAAGUUUGUAAUUUUCAGUCAUUUUGUAUUACGCACAGAAGUGGUAACCAUUUCCCGUUUGUAAUCUAAAAUGACUGAAAAGCAAACUUCGCAAGGCUAUAUUAUCCGCAUUUUACAACAUUUUGCAACGAAACUUUGGAAUAUUACUAAUUUUGUGAUGCUCUUUCAAGCUGUGAUGAAAUUUUUGUCUAGACUUGUUGAGUUCAAAAUUUUGGUUAAUUGGGAAUGGUCCAUUGCAAGUGUACAUGGUGCAAUUAUUGUAUUUUAGUCUUCAGUCAAUUUACGACAUCUAUCCUAAAGAGGAAGAGAUACAAAUCAUUGAAGAACACUUGAAGAAAGAACCUGCAGGUAUAUUUGUAUUGGUCUUUGAAAUAUUGAAUUAUACAGAAAUCUCUCGAAUGACCAUGACCAGGUCUUACAAAUGUAUAAAAAUCCACUUGUAUUUUUCGCAAACUGCUCCUGGUUAGAUCUAGUUAGUGUAUAAAAAUUCCACUCGACAAAUCCCUUGAACAAUGGACCAUUUGCAUUAUAGACUAAAUUUUGAUCUAGACAAAAUUUUCAUCACAGCUUGAAAGAGCAUCACAAAAUUAGUAAUAUUCCAAAGUUUCGUUGCGACAUGUUGUAAAAUGCGGAGAAUAUAACCUUGCGAAGUUUGCCGUUUUUCAGUCAUUUUUUAUUACAAACGGGAAAUUGACAGCCCCAAAGGGUGUUGGGCUGUCAAUUUCCCCCGCGUAAUGUAAAAUGUAAUAUUCCAAAGUUUCGUUGCGAAAUGUUGUAAAAUACGAAUAAUAUAGCCUUGCGAAGUUUGCCGUUUUUCAGUCAUUUUGCAAUUCCGCAUUUUACAACAUUUCGCAACGAAACUUUGGAAUAUUACUAAUUUUGUGAUGCUCUUUCAAGCUGUGAUGAAAUUUUUGUCUAGACUUGUUUGGAUCAAAAUUUAGUCUAUAAUGCAAGUGGUCCUUUAGUGAGAUGCCUUAUUUACCCAUGUAGAUCGUGGAUCCCACUAGGAAACAUUUAUUUUUCAGACCUUGUCUAUUUUGGGCACAACCACUAUGUAAAAUGUAGGUCACGUUUGAAGUUUUAUCUGGAGACAAUCUAAAGCCUUGAUUUUCGUUCCGUUUAGUUCCCUUGGAUAAACCAGAAGAAUUCAUGAAUCAGUUGAGAAAAAUGAAACAUUUCAAGGAACGCUUGGAAUGUUGGCUAUUCCAGGAUAAGUUCUCCGAAAUUAUAUACGGAAUAGGUAUAAUGGUUUGUUCUUUAUUUCUUUGUCACUAGUAACUCCACCAAACUAUCUUUAUUUAUACUGGCUCUAUCAGUUUCAAAACCAUCCUCAGGAAUAUGAAAAACUAGUUCCAUUUUAUUAUUCUGAUAAUACUGUCACGAAAGUGGAAGACACAGGGACGGAUUCACUGGAUAGGUGUGGGGGGGGGGGGUGCACCCCUCCUAGCCUUGGCAAAGGGUGAACAUUUACUUAUUGAAUCCAUUUAUUGAGCAUGGAAUAGCAAUUACAAAAUAAAAAAUAAAAUAGACAAUAUUAGAUUGUAACAUGAUUGUGAAAGUUUAUAUUGAUAUUUUUCCUUGCAGAACGAAGUCUGGCUUGUAUUACCGAGAGUUCAAAUGUCAUCACAACAAAGUAAAUCUUCUAUCUCUUCUAUCUUCCAUUUUUAAAAGACAAUCAUGUAUAAUUGUCAGUCUGAGCUGGUACCGAUCGAGAUUCGAGAAUGUGAACCGGAUGUAUUUGAAUAGUACGGUGUGAAUUUGUUAACGGAUAAGGCAUAUAUGCUUUACUUUAAUAGUAAACGGAAACGUAAUCUAAGUUUAUCUUCUACUUUAGUUCUGAAAUUGCAACUCUUCUUGGCCUCAUUCUGGCGUAUGGAAAUUACAUGAAUGGCAACACGCAACGGGGCCAAGCCGAUGGUUUUUAUUUGGAUGUUCUGCUCAAGCUGCGUGAUGUCAAAGCGAAGGAUUCAGACAUGAACUUACUGCAAUACACUGUGAAGCAGUAUCUGAAACAAUAUGAACGAAGUCUUGAUAAAACCAAGAACGAAUCUCGACUACCAAGUCCUGUAUCUUUGGCCAAUGCAGCUCAGGUGAAUAUGCUAUAACAUUUUGUAUUCUUAAGCAGAGAUGGAGGGUGCUUUGCCAGCUCUGAUGCCAAGUUGUGUCGGCCAUGUGCGUCGCCCGCCCGUCCAUCAACUUGCUUGACUACGGCAAAGUCUUGCUUGACUACUGUAUUUGAAUCGCGACAACAAGUUCACAGUUCGUUUAUCAUCAUUGUUAAUACUCAAAUUACUGUAUCUCAUUUUGUCUCUAAUAUUUUUUUGCUUUGUCAUGAAAAAUAGCACCCCCUGCACCCCUCUGGCCAGGGCUAGGGGGCUGCCCCACCCGUAGUAAAUCCAUCCAUGUUCUUAAGGCCGUUUCCUCUUCGACCGUAUCGUAUAAACGUAUCGUGACACUACGGCGGUCAAACGUCCAAAAACCAUAAUUGAUUGUUUGUACUCGGAAGACUUUGUUUUCACGAAGCUAUAGCGAAAGGAUUAAAGAAAAUUACGAGGGAUUAAACUCAGUAUAACUUCGUCUUGACACAAGGAAAAAGCGGUGAAAUUCUCUACCUUAUAGCUCAGCCGUUUCCUUAUAGUAAACGCUUUUCUUAUCUCAUAUUUACUCUCAUAUUAUUUUGGCAGACAUUUUUUAAUAGUUUUGUUUUAUAUUACUUUGAAUUAGUUUUACUUUAACUUUAUUUCUAGUUCUAUAGUUGCAAUUAUCAAAUUAUAUUUUUCAAUUUUUUUAUCAGGUGUCAUUCGACAAAUUGAAAGAAGGUUGGUAUAGAUUUUGCCAUUGGUAAUAUAUUGCCUUGUACACCAUCGGAUUGUUAUUACCUUGAUUUUAGGAUAACAUUAACAUUGUUCGUAUUUUUCAGAACUGCUCAAAAUCUCCCUGUUGCUUGAUGAAACUGAAGUUCAAGUAGGUCUUCAUAAAUUCUCAAUGAAUUUUUUUUACUCCAAUGGGUUAACUAGAUACUGUAUAAUGAUUGUGGUGUAUGUGCUCGGGUGGAAUUAUUUAAGAUCAUGCUAACCCGAUUGUGUCCACACCAGGCAAGCUGAAAAACUUGCUUGAUAGCGGUAGGAAUCGAAGCCGUGACCGUCGGUUUUGACCCGAUUGCUCAUUAUGUAUAACCAUGUUCCCAGAGUCUUGCCUCUUGUUGAGGCACGAGUGUAGAGGAGAGAGAUUGGAAACGAGGUUGGUUAGGGCAUUGGACAGCAACCAAAGGUCGUGUGUUCGAUUCCCACCACUGUCAAGCAAACUUUUCAGCUUGUCCGCGAGAUGGAUACACUUCAAAUAGAUCCUUAUAGUUUACAGAUUUUUAAAGGACAAGCUAAAUUGAAUUAACUGUAUACACGCAAAGACUGAUAUAUGUACAUAUAUACGUACACAUAGAUUAUUUAUAGCUCCCUCCCCAUCGGGCCUUUUCGGGAUAUUAGCGAGGUUCAGAUUUGACUACCAUUAAGGGACCAUUAACCAUGCAAUCAGGUGCGUUUCAUAUGUCCGAUCAACCAAUCAGAUGCGUUCUAAGCCAGUGAAAGGGUUAAUGGUAUAGCGGCAGUGGAAGUCAAAUCUGAACCUCCAUAUAUUACCUAUUUAACUAUACUUAGACUAGACUAUUUGUCUUUACAACAAUUGUGGUACUUUGUUCCUAAUCGUUAACUUUCCUAUGACAAUCUUUAGGCGAAGAAAAUCCUGGACGUAUGUUCUCCUGCCCAGCGGAAUCCUUUUGAGAACAAAAUGCGCACAUUCCAAACCACUGGUAUGUAUAAUAUAUAUACCCGAGUUUAUUCUGCAUAAUAAUCGCAAGAACAUAAGAUAUGAAAAUAUAACCAAAGUUCUUACCAGCAAUAUAAUUUAAAAACCUCAUUAUUUCAGCUAAACGAAAGAUUUCUGAAGAAACGGAAAAAAUGGCGAAAGCUGAAGUUGCUUUUCUUGAAGCUGUCGAGUAUUUUCGCUGGGAGUCGAGUGAGAAAAAGGUGAUUAAUUAACUUUUCGUCGAGCAAUCGGAAAAAUAUUAUGCUAUUUUACACUUCCUUAUUGAGCUGCAUAGGUACAUAAAGCAAUCUGAAUAUUUCUGUACUGAAUUUUAAGGAAACUCCACAAGAAUUCUUUGGUUUGUGGGCGAAAUUUGUUGACGAAAUCAAAAUCUGUGUGAAGGUAAACUCGUAUGUGGGUCUCUUGUCGUGGAAGCACAAGAAAUAGGAAUGCUGAUUAUUUCCCUUCUUGUCUUUCUUUUUACAGUUGGAAAAGCAACAACAGCAGAUUGCGAAAAAGAAUUUUAGUAAAGUCGAACAUCUUAACCAGGUAUAAGAAUUACUUUUACAAACAGUCAACUUUGGGAAAAUUAAGCUUUAUUUGUACUGGAUACUUCUAUCAGUUCUAAAUUGUUCUCCCAAAGGUCUAGUGAAUACAUCACAGUAGGAAUUUUGCAUAGAUCAAAAUUAUAAGUUUUGAAGGAUUUUUAAGAAAUGUUUAAGGGAAUUGACUUAUAGUAGUAAUAGUUUAUUAGAACUCUCUUGCAAUUACAAAAAACUGAAUUAACGAGUACUUUACAAUGGAUAGAAAUAAGUUAUAAAAUAGUACAUGAAUAUGCUUUAGAAUCUAGGCCAUUUGCAAGAGUUAAAAUCAUUAGGCAUUUACCAAAAUAGUCAAUAGUGCAUGCAUAAUUAUUUACAAAUUAUCAUAUAUAUUAAAAAUCUUAACAUAUUAAGAGUAUUUAAAUGUAAAAAAAGAUUGAGCUUUAAUUGUUCUGCAAUCAGUAACAUUAUUAAAUAGAUAAGAUCGAUCAGUGUUCUGUCUCAAAUUAAUAUCAUGGUCAGGAACAACAGGGAUUGGCAAUAAGGGGUUUUCUCGCCUCAUUCUGGCCAUGUAUUUCUGACAUAUUUGGACUCUUCUUGUGCUUAAAGUUGGUAGUUGUGCAAAAUUCAGGGCCUCUGCAUAUGAUCCACUCUCCGAGAAAAUUAUUUUUAGUUUUAAACACUGAGUUAGUACCCUCAAACAUUUCUUGCAAAUCCUUCAAAACUUAGAAUUUAACUAUGUAAAAUUCCCACUGUGUUCACAGAAACUUUGAUAGUGUAAGCCAGCCUUAACCUGCAUGCACUAACCACCUUUAUCCUCUGUGUUUUAGAUCAGAGAAGCGGCUACGAAAUUCAGGAAACGACGGCAAAGUGUGGAUAUCAUUCUAUGAUUUCCCAAUGCCCAGAUUCCAGGUCCAGAGUCCGUUUAAAUAUCAUCCAAGUUCAGUCUUUACUUCGAUUCACACGUCAUUUUUUGGUCACGUGAGUACAAACUUGUAGAAGAAAGAAAAUGCUUAUUAGUGAGUAUAGGAACUUAGUAUGCUUUGCGUCUCCGCACUGAUCCCGUUAUUUUAGUGUCGCGAAAGCCAAUUCACAUUUUCGGAAAUGAACACUUAGUAUUCCGUUGGAUUUUUCGAAAGAAAAAAUCUGCUGGAAGUUUUUUGCGCUUUGCUUCGCUUUAGCCUGAGCACAGACCUUCGUUUUCCUUCCCUAAAAUUCGCGGGUGGAAUGCUUUGUUUUUGCUCAAGCUUCCCACCCGUGAAUUUUAGGGCAGCUAAAACGAAGGUCUGUACUCACGCUAGUUUUCCUUCGGAUUAUCGGGAUCUCGUGGAUAUUUGAGGAUUUUCGAAAGAUUUUUAUGGACAUUUUGGGAUAAAAUGCGAUGUUGCGAUAGCGAUAUAGAGUAUCCGGGAAUUUGAUGGAUUGAAUAGAUAUAACUGUGUAUAUUGGCAUGUUGAACUUACAAGCAGUAAAUGCUUUCCAUAUAUUUAUUAUUAAUAUAAUAUUUAAAUAUUCUAAGGUAUACAGUCAUGCCAAUAGAAGCGUUCCGAAAAAUGUUGAUCAAUUCAUUUCCUAACUUUGAGGAAUUCCUCUGAACAAUUCCUCAACAAUUUGAUAAGUUCCUAAAAAAGUUCCUAACUUCCUAUUUCAUUGACCAAUCAGAUUGCUCAAAAGUAAAAUAUAAAAUCUGAUUGGUCAAUGAAACAGGAAGUUAGGAACUUUUUAAGGAACUUAUCAAAUUGUUGAGGAAUUGUUCAGAGGAAUUCCUCGAAGUUAGGAAAUGAAUUGAUCAACAUUUUUCGGAACGCUUCUAUUGGCAUAGACUUGCUCCAAGUCUCUCUUUCAUUGUCAUAUAGUAUCGAUCCACUAUAGUGUACAUUACAUGACGUAGCACGGAG
This is a messenger RNA of Paramuricea clavata, 17371 nucleotides long. The record is from the annotation of a GenBank genome assembly. NCBI's taxonomy places the organism in Eukaryota, Metazoa, Cnidaria, Anthozoa, Malacalcyonacea, Plexauridae.